UAGCGUAGCCGUGUGCUACAGAGUUUUUUCUUUCUCCUGCUUCGGUAAUAAGUGCAACCCAUAAGUGCAAAAUUAUUCAUCCAUAAAUCCCCCCACGACUAACUGUUUUAGGGAAUUAACUUAUUCAGUAGAUUCUUCUGUGAAUUUGGUCUAGGAAAAACAAGAAAGCUGGAGAGGUUAGAGCAGCUUACGAAACUAUCGAAAAUGGAUAGGAAGGCGGAGUUGGAGCGGAAAAAGGCCAAACUGCAGGCCCUCCGCGAGGAGAAGGACCGGCGGCGCAAGGAGAAGGAGAUGAAGGACCUGGAAGAAGCGGCCGGCAAGCUGGGUCAUCCGGAGAGUAACACCAGAAAGGACCUCGACGAGAUGCUGUCCUCGCUGGGUGUUGCUCCGGUUUCGGAGGUACUUUCGUCGCUGUCUUCGGUCAACUCGGCAACCUCGGACCACUCGGCCAAUCACACCCCGGAUGCCAGCUUGCAACCGAACGUGAAUGGGCAGAAUCUCCGAAAGAAACCGAUCAAUCUGAGCCUGGUCUCCGUCCAGGCAACGAACAUUCCACCGAAAGAGACCGUCGUUUACUCGAAGCAAACGCAAACCACUAGCACCGGUGGCCACGAGCGCGAUGUUUUUUCUUGCCAUUCCUCACCUCUGUCAGGAUAUAUGGAGGAUUGGUGGAGACCGCGUAAAGCUCAUGCCACGGAUUACUACGAUGAAUACAAUCUAAAUCCCGGUUUAGAGUGGGAGGAUGAGUUUACAGUGCUUACUUUUGGCGAUGGUCAAGGUGACGAUGAAGAAAACUCCCUGACUCAUAUCGAUCAUGGCUUCCACUCGAAACUGCCACCGGGCAUUCUGCCGCACGGGCUACCUACGGUCAAGGAGGUGGCCCCGGCCAUCACACCCCAGGAGCAGAAAAAGGAGGAGGUUAAAGAGGUUAAGGAACUCUCUGCUGAACAGAAGCAGAUGAUUAUCCUGUCGGAAGAUUUCCAACGUUUCAUCCUGAAGGCGGGCAAGGUCAUGGAGCGUGCGCUGUCCGAACAGGUUGACAUCUAUACGGAUUACAUUGGUGGAGGUGAUACCGAUGAUAUCAACGACGAACGUUCCCUAGCCCGGUUGUCUCUGAAUCGAACGUUCUACUGCGAUCGCUGGUCCAAGAACCGUUGCGUGACUUCGUUCGACUGGUCAACGCACUUCCCGGAGCUGAUGGUCGCGUCGUACCACAACAACGAGGAAUCGCCGAACGAGCCGGACGGUGUGGUCAUCGUUUGGAACACCAAGUUCAAGAAGCACACCCCUGAGGACGUGUUCCACUGUCAGAGUGCCGUCAUGUCGACCUGCUUCGCCAAGUUCCACCCGAACCUGAUCCUCGGCGGAACGUACUCCGGGCAGAUUGUACUCUGGGACAACCGGGUGCAGAAGCGAACGCCGAUUCAGCGGACACCGCUCAGCACGAAUGCGCACACGCAACCCGUGUACUGCCUGUCGAUGGUCGGCACCCAGAAUGCUCACAACGUCAUCUCGAUCAGCUCGGACGGCAAGCUGUGCUCGUGGAGUUUGGACAUGUUGUCGCAGCCGCAGGACGUGCUCGAACUGCAGCAGCGCCAGUCGAAGGCAAUUUCCGUAACCUGUAUGGCGUUCCCGCACAAUGAGGUCAACAACUUUGUCCUGGGCAGUGAGGACGGCUACGUGUACUCGGCGUGCCGCCACGGUAAUCGGUCCGGCAUCGGUGAAACCUACGAGAAGCAUCUGGGGCCGGUCACCGGCAUCUCCGCACAUCACAACCAAUCGUCGCCCGACUUUGGCCAUUUGUUCCUUACUUCUUCGAUCGAUUGGACCAUCAAAUUGUGGAGUCUUAAAGACAACAAACCAAUCUACUCGUUCGAGGACAAUUCCGACUACGUUACGGAUGUCGCCUGGUCGCCCGUUCAUCCGGCACUGUUUGCGGGAAUUGACGGCAGUGGUCGGCUGGAUUUGUGGAAUCUCAACCAGGACACCGAAGUGCCCACGGCAUCGGUUGUGGUUGAUGGUCAGCCUGCGCUCAAUCGAGUAUCGUGGACUCCUUCCGGACUGCAUGUAACGGUGGGCGACGAAGCCGGUCGCAUUUACGUGUACGACGUGGCCGAUAAUUUGGCCAAUCCCCGAAUGGACGAGUGGAACAAACUCAACUCGGUCCUGUACGAGCUCAAAAUGAACCAGAACGACGAGUUUGAUGAUAUCGACAAAAAGUCGCCGAUCCCACAAACGCCGUCACUCACUUCGCUUACCUCCUCACCACUUAUAUGAAAUUCAAUCAGACCCUAUUAAAGAAACGAUAGGGACUAAAAACAAAUCUGUGAAAUACUGCGUGUGCGUGCAUGAGCGAGAUGUUGAAAGGUCGGAGAAUGUUCGCCGAACUGGUUGGGAGCUGGUAAGAGGAUAAAGGCUGGAUCUACGUGCUUCUGAAGGGACUCAACAAAGUUGGACACUAACGUAUAGAUAAGCUCGCGUGUAGACAGAGAUAGGUGACCCGACUCAUUGCAGGGCAGCUUGUCGUUCUUGCACCAUUGUACUAAUGAAAGUUUUAAAUUUACCAUCUGAAAAAGUUAAAUAUAUUCAUGACUAACCAUGUGCAAGAUAAAAAAACAAAAACAGCAGUAAUAUUUAUUAUCCUGUGUUAGCUUUGCAACAUAACAUAAAUUUAUCAGAUCAAAUACAACCCUUACCUAAGCAGAUAAA
Molecule: messenger RNA, 2709 nt
Organism: Culex quinquefasciatus (southern house mosquito)
Lineage: Eukaryota; Metazoa; Arthropoda; Insecta; Diptera; Culicidae
Gene: sw
Product: cytoplasmic dynein 1 intermediate chain
Exons: 11
Coding region: 205-2277 (690 amino acids)
Biological process (GO): transport along microtubule
Cellular component (GO): cytoplasmic dynein complex
Molecular function (GO): dynein light chain binding; dynein heavy chain binding
Source: RefSeq, a predicted model, not a curated record